Penicillium concentricum is the source of this 975-nucleotide messenger RNA. RefSeq lists its product as uncharacterized. NCBI's taxonomy places the organism in Eukaryota, Fungi, Ascomycota, Eurotiomycetes, Eurotiales, Aspergillaceae. The record is from RefSeq and is a predicted model, not a curated record. The transcript is spliced from 3 exons. The coding region runs from base 1 to 975 and encodes 324 amino acids.
AUGCCGCCACCAUCUCAUCAAAAACAGCGUGAUAUCAAGCGUGUCGUGUCGCGCGGGCUGAAUGGUAAGGAGGACAGUUUGUACCUCAAGUGGAGUGUGGUGAUGAAUCCAAGCGAGCUCCUACAAGAGCUUGUUGGCAACCGUGAGCAUGCUCGAGCUCUCUUUCAUGGAUUGAGGCGCCAGGUCAAAUCAAUCCGCCACCGCUCGCAGUCCUACGAUGAUGGUCAGGUCACGAUCUACGACCGCGUUCUCCUUCGUCUCUAUGAUGAGGGACACACCAUGCAACACUACGGUCUGUUUGAAUUCUACCUGGCUGAGUAUCUGGAAAUCAAGAAUUGUCGCUCAGAGGAUGAGAGCAAUGCUGUCAUUGCUGCCCAUUUUGCUGCCCAGCGCAUUCUGGAUAAUGGCCCUAUCCCCGAAAUACUGACCAUUGGAGCCGAUUCUGUAGAAGAUGCCACCGAAGAUACCAAGACUAGCAAGUCACCACAGAGCUCUGGCGCAUCCAAGUCACACCAUAUCGACCAGCUCAUCCGAGUGUACCAGAAGGCCAAGGCUGACUACUACAUCCUUGAAGUCACCGAGAGCCACCGCGAGCGAACCAACAGCGUCAGAUUCCUCCGUGACACCGCCGAGAACCUCCUACGAUAUCUGAAGUCAGUCGACAAAGACAACGAUCUGAUUCCCGAAAUCGAGGACAUCAUCCAGGUCAGCCAGGCACAUGCAAACCAGCUUGCCGGCGGUCGCAAGCGCAAGUUCGAGCACACAGAUAGUGAAUCAAGGGGCAGCCCAAGCCUCAGCCCCUACCGACCUUAUGGAUAUUACGGGGACCACCGCGCAGGAUACAACAAUUGGGACCGAUAUGUUCCGGAAAGUGACACAUGGGAUCAUAGCCACAAGGGUGCUUGGGACCAUAGCCACGUCAGCAGAAGAAUUGGAUGGGAUAGCCGUACCUUUGACUCCUACCGUCCUUCUUAG